Molecule: messenger RNA, 2460 nt
Organism: Protopterus annectens (West African lungfish)
Lineage: Eukaryota; Metazoa; Chordata; Ceratodontiformes; Protopteridae
Product: O-acyltransferase like protein-like
Exons: 13
Coding region: 1-2460 (819 amino acids)
Molecular function (GO): acyltransferase activity, transferring groups other than amino-acyl groups
Source: RefSeq, a predicted model, not a curated record
AUGUCAGCAGGUUUAUUACUAAUUCUGACUUCUGUGCCUACUUGUAUCCCAUGGCAUAUAACGGCAUCUCAGAAAUGUCUAGAAGAUACAAGGGAAUUUAUUAAAGAUCUAAAUUCAGAAGCACCCAGAAGUUAUGCAGUCCUGAUGUAUGAUGCGUCUGGAAAACUAGGAAGUAAUAUUAUAAGUGGAAAUACAGACAGACUAGGAUCUUUCCGAGAGUGUCACUCUGCUAAAGCAAUUUCAGGCAACUUUAAAGGACAGUACUGCAAACUCAACAUGCAACAGCUUCGGAGACUGAGGGCAUUAAUGGUAGUUCAGUUUCUCCUACCACUGAUCAUUCCUUUCAGGUCAAUAAAUCUUGUCGGGGAAGAAACAGCAGAAAGGGAAGAAAUCAUUUUAAAUAACAAAGAGGUGUGUGAGUAUAAUGUACGGAGAUUACAAAUUGUGAAUUUGUCCAGUCUCAGCCUUACUAAUGAUAUGAAGGCUGUUUUGUCAAAAGGUAGUAAAUUUAUUCCUACAUGUUAUCCCUCUUUUGCUGAUUUAUAUCUAGAGUUAAAGGCAUUUAGUAGAAAAUUGUUUUUAAAAGUUCACUUUCAUAGAAAUGCUGUUAAUUUUUCUGAAAUUCCUACUGUAAAUAACUCUAAUUUUGGUGACGAUUUUGAUGAUGACUUAUUAAAUAUGUCCUUAUAUGACUAUGAUGAUGCUGGAAUCUUUGAUGUGGAAGGGGUGGUGGAUAGUUUAAGCUGUUAUCAGACUGGAUGUGGAAAAUUACUGCUACCACAUUUAACAACUGAUAAACAAUUUACGCCUGUUAUUAAUGUGCCUGCCAUUUCUUUGUUCAUUAGGAUUUUGUUUAAAGAAAUUUCUAUGACACUUGUUAAGAUUUUGGGGAAAAUGAAAUGUUAUAAUUUGAGCAAAAAUGAAUGGCUUGCUUUACAGAGUCUUAGAAAACAGAAGACUAACUUUAUAUUCAAAUGUGCUGACAAAGGUGGCAAAUGGGUUAUAUUUUACAAAGAAAAAUACUGUGAGAUGGUAGAUGAAUUAUUGAAAAAUGUGGAUGAAUAUAAAAGUUUAUCAAGGGACCCUGUAAUGGAAUAUAAUGAUGAACUCUUGGCUUUAUUAGAAAGAGGGGAAUGUCUUGGUUUCUUUGAUCACAAGGAUGUGUGUUUUAUAGCUGCAAUAGAUCAUGUCCUGAAAUGCUUUUCCUUGCAAGUGAAUAUUUCUUCUGUGCUAACAACAUGGACUUCUGGCAAGACCUGCUCUGUACUCAAUGGAAUUCGAGUCCUAAGCCUUUUCUGGGUAAUCUCUGGACACACCAGUCAAAUGACUGCGUGGCUUAAUUUAGAUAAUGCUGCAGAAUGGAAAGAAACUGUACUUAAAAAUCCACUCUAUGUAUAUUCUCGCAGUGGACCUUUCUAUUUAGCUGUGGACACCUUUAUUUUAAUCAGUGGAACACUGAGUGCAAAAUCACUUCUAAAUGUGCUUCAAACAGCAGACAGAAAACUCACAUUAAAAGUCAUUCUGAAAUAUUACCUCAACAGAUUAGCAAGACUUCAACCACUUCAUCUAUACUCUAUAUGUGUGCUUGUAGCACUGUAUUCCAUAAUUCCCUGGGGACCAAUGUGGGAGAUUCCCAAGUUUCAUCUGGAUAACUGCAGAAGAGUAUGGUGGACCAAUGUUUUACUCCUGAACAACUUCAUUUCUGUUUUAGAAUCAUGCAACGGAUGGACUUGGUAUAUUGCUAAUGAUUUCCAGCUUUAUCUCACAACACCUUUUAUUCUUCUUUUGUUGAAAAGAAAUAUGUUUGGCAUCAGCAUCAUCCUGGGAUUCAUUUUUCUGACUUCUGCUGUAAUAGUUGCUUUGCUCUCCUGGUAUUUCAGGCUGCCCAUAGCUUUCCCAUCAGAUAUGAGGACCACAUCAACAGUGAUGUAUUUUUUGGAGUACUACACAAAACCUUACUGCCGAUAUGGCCCAUUCCUAGUGGGUAUUCUACUGGGUACAUCCAUGUACAAUAAAGAAACGAGCAUUGUAAAAAGCAAGAUAUGGGCUUGUGCUGGCUGGUCUUGCUGCUUUGUGAUUAUGGCUGUCAUAAUAACAUUGGCCUACUGCUUGAACGACUCCCCUGAAUCCUAUUCUGUCACAGCUGCUGUUUACCAGGCAUUGCAUAGGUCCCUGUGGGCAGGAGCAGUGGCUUGGAUUAUUGUAGCCUGCGAAGAAGGAUAUGGAGGCUUUAUUAAACAGCUCCUUUCAUGGAGUAUAUGGAAUCCACUUGCAAGCAUCAGUUAUGCCUGUUAUUUAGUGCAUCCAAUUAUUAUAAUUAUUUAUAAUGGACUUCAGGAAACCCUUAUGCAUUACACAGACUUAAAUAUGGUUGAGUUUAUUGUGCCAACCACUCUUUAUGCUUCUGUCACCAAUGAUUUUGUCAAUAAUAGUAAAAUGAAAUUUAGCAGCGAUGCAUGA